This is a messenger RNA of Alligator sinensis (Chinese alligator), 7604 nucleotides long. It is a transcript of the gene VASH1, whose product is annotated as vasohibin 1. The record is from RefSeq and is a predicted model, not a curated record. The annotation marks the transcript as partial. The transcript has 7 exons. Lineage: Eukaryota; Metazoa; Chordata; Crocodylia; Alligatoridae. Gene Ontology annotation, biological process: regulation of angiogenesis. Gene Ontology annotation, cellular component: cytoplasm.
GGCAAGGCCGGCGGGGCCGAUGGGGCUGCCCCGCGGCAGCGCGAGGCCAGCGAAGAGGCAGCGCAGCGAGAGGAGGAGCAAGAGGACGAUGGGGAUGAGGACCUGCGAGACGGCGGGGUGCCCUUCUUCGUGAACCGGGGAGGGCUGCCGGUCAACGAGCCCACCUGGGAGAGGAUGUGGCGGCACGUGGCCAAGAUCCACCCCGAGGGGGAUAAGGUGGCACAGAGGAUUCGGGGAGCCACUGAUCUACCCAAGAUUCCCAUACCGAGUGUGCCUGCGUUCCAGCUGUCCACCCCCAUCCCUGAGCGCCUGGAAGCCAUACAGCGCUACAUCAGGGAGCUUCAGUACAAUCACACUGGGACACAAUUCUUUGAAAUUAAGAAGAGCAGACCUCUGACUGGGCUGAUGGACCUGGCUAAAGAAAUGACCAAAGAGGCCCUGCCAAUCAAAUGCCUGGAAGCUGUGAUCCUGGGAAUUUACCUCACCAACAACAUGACCACACUGGAGCGUUUCCCCAUCAGCUUCAAAACUCACUUCUCAGGGAACUACUUUCGUCACAUCGUGCUGGGGGUGAACUUUGGGGGUCGCUAUGGGGCACUGGGCAUCAGCCGGCGCGAGGAACUCAUGUACAAGACACCCACCUUCCGCACAUUGAGUGAGCUGGUCUUCGAUUUUGAGGAGGCGUAUCGCCGCUGCUGGCACACCCUCAAAAAGGUGAAACUGGGCCAGUAUGUGUCUCAUGACCCACACAGUGUGGAGCAGAUUGAGUGGAAGCAUUCCAUCUUGGAUGUGGAGAAGCUGGGCCGUGAGGACUUCCGCAAAGAACUAGAGAGACAUGCACGUGACAUGAGGCUGAAGAUCAGCAAAGGGGCAGGACCACCAUCUCCCACAAAGGACAGGAAGAAAGAUGUGUCCUCCCCACAACGGGGCCAGUCCAGUCCACAUCGCCGCAACAGCCGUGGGGAGAGACGGCCAUCUGGUGAGAAGAAGCCUGCUGAUUCCAAAGCAAUGCCAGACCUCAAUGGGUACCAAAUCCGGGUGUGAAGUGUGCCAUGCCUUCCAUGCCUGGCUUCACAGACUACUCACUGGCCACACUCAGGACCUGGAGCAGCCCACAGCAAGCUCAAUGUGGAGAAAAGGGAAGCAGGCAUUGGGUGCAGGUCUUCCAAGAUACCUCCUAACAGGUUGACCCUGGAGCUGGAUCCCAUGGGUUACACAAGAUUCACAGGCCUGUUUUUGGAAGGAGUGUGGAUUUUCUUCUCUUUUUAAAUCCAUUUAAAUAAGAUUUUUUUUCAUUUUCUUUUUAAAGAAAGCUCUACCAGUUGGUAGAAAGAUGCUGCAGGGGGUUGGGAAGCUGCCUGCUGUUUACAAUGAAGGACGGAGAGGGUUGGGCCAGCAGAGCUCAGAUGUCCUAUAGGAUCCUUUGGGAUGAGAAUAUCAAAGUGGGACUAGUCCACCGUGCCUCUUUCCCUUUUGUGAGGAAGGUCUCAAACAGUGCAAAGCCCUGGAAUAGGGGCAGGGAAGGUCUUGGAAUGCAAAGACCCCAGCUCUAGUGCAAAGAUUGCAGGUUUGUAACUCCUGUCUUGCUGUAGACCUGCCAGGGGGAGGCAGGAGGGGAGGAGUAGGGGCACUCAGAUACAUUACUUCCCUCAGUUUUGCUUUGCUCAUGAUGGAAGAGCCUCAUACAGUGCACAUUCAGUGCAGCCUGCAGUCUGACCCCCAUGUUUCAUUCGUUUGAGCCAGGGCACAUGGAAGAUGAGUGUCUCGUUUUUUACUUGCGAAUGCUUUGUUUCCCUUCUCUUCAUGGUAGGCUGCUAUGGCAACAGGGUGAUGGUGCCUGACUGGCAGGCUGGAAACCUGAUCUCUGGCCAAAGCUCUUGGUGUUACUUCUGAGAAGCUGAUGGUGAGAGCUUUAGCCAAGAGGUGCAGGCUCUAGGAUGAAAGUGAUGGAGGGGAUCAUCUGAUAAUAAGCAUCUUUCAUAAAAGAUUCUUUCCUCCCCUCAGGGAGAGGGGGUUUUACUCCAUCCUUGCUGUCAAGUUAGUGUUAUAAGAGCCCCUUCUCAUCCUGGAUCUUGGGUACCAGCAUUAAAAUAAGUAUUCAAGCUACGUGCAGGGCUCUGUUCCAAGGGCCUUUGUGCUUGGGCAAGAUAAGGUAGUGGCUUCUGGUCCCUAUGUCCAUGUUGCUGUAUUCAUCCCUUUGCCCUCGUUUACAGCCAGUAGUGGCCAAAGCCUUCCUCAGUGCCUGUAAAAGUGCAGUGCAUUGCUGUCUCUAAGAACGCAGAGAGCAUUUGCUCAGCAAAUCCCCCGUGGCAGUCCCCUCAGGGUGGGUUAAGGAAACACCACUUUUCCUGUUCCCUCACAGCAUAUUUCCUGGGUAGAAAAGACCUGGUGUGAUGCAGCGUUUUGUUCUCACUGAAUAACAGUUCAUCUUCUCUCCAUUCAGCUUGGUCUACGCUUACCAAGAGACCAAGUUUUGAGCAACUUAAGGUUGGGGUGUUCCAGAAAGGUCAGAAACAAAUGCCCAAGUUAGGGAGUAGAACUUGGUGUACCACCCGGAUCAAGACUGAAAUGUCUGAAAUUACUGCUGUAGAGCAUCCAUUUCCCCUUCUCUUCAGCCUGGCUUGUUUGGCCUGCAUUUGUCCAUCCUCCUGGGAGCACAGCCAUGUUUCUGCUGUUAUGACAGCUAGGUUGUCUUGCUGUACUACCUGACCAUUCUACCUGAUUACAGACUGGGCAACUCCCUAAAGGAGAGCUGUGUACUACCGGUUAGAACUGAGGAGCCCUGUGGCCCUUCUGUAUGGGGCCUGCACUUGGAAGAGUGGGGAUGCUAGAAAUCAGGAGUGAGGUGGAUGAUGGGUUGGUGAGUCAAGGUUGAGGUGUAUAGACAUAACUACAGGCUGGGAAGCCAGGUCUUGUGACAUCACUAAAAGAAUGUCAAAUAUGGCAGUAUCUAAAUCCUAUUGGAACAGGGCGUAUCUUUCUUGCCCUUAAACGUAUUACAAGCUCAGGCCAGGUAUCUACUAUACUUGUUUGUGUUGUCACAACCAGGCCAAGUCACGCUGUGUCUCGAUGUGGAUAGCAUAGAAUAGAUUUUUGUUCCAAAUAAUAAAACUCGUCUGAAUUGAAGCAGUAUUAGCUCUUGAAGCACUGCCCAGAAGUGCUUAACUAAUUCUGAGUUGCAUGUCCUUCACCCUCAUUUGGAUAGCUGUUCUUUACUCAUCACUGCAGCCUGUCCUGCUAGGUCCUCUCUCCGCUCUGUUCUUACUGCUGUAUGGAAACUACACUACAAACCCCACAUACACUUAUCUGCCACAAGUAUUCCAUUGUACACAAAAAAGAAACAGUUAAUGAUUGAGAAAUAAGAUCAUGUGACUGGUCAAGCAGACAGUUAUACUAAUUUGGUGGGGAUUGUGCCGUGUUUCAAGCUGAUCUGUCUUAAACAGUUUGUGUGUAUGCUUUACUCUGCAAUAAGAAGCCACACAGUAGAAAUAUACUGUGUUUGGCAGCUCUUUCAUUCCAGGGGAAGUUGACCUGGUUUAGCACACUGAAGGAUAAAGCAGACACAUGAAACAGUUGCAGUGGAUCAGCUGAUGAACAUUUGUAAGCAGUGAUUUCCCUCCUCCCUCCCCCACUACUCCUCUUCCCAAUCUUUAAAUUGGUCUGAUUGUUUUCAUUCAAAAGUUGCCAUUUAGAUGCUCCAUCUGGCUUGUACUAUGUUCUUGUAAAUUACUGUAUCAAGUAUUAGAUAUUAUGAUGAUGAAAUGCUCUAGAAAUACUGUAGGUGCAAUUCACAGACAAAUGUAUAUAAUGUGGAUUAUAAGGAACAAUUUCACUUCCCUGUAUAUACUGUUCUGCAGUUGUUUAAGGAUCUACGUAAUAUCAUGUGGGAGCCAGUGAAAUUAUCUACCAAGCUCAAGGCAGAUUGAAGAUGAAAAAAAUCAGAAAAUAGCCAAUUUUCAUAAAUCAGUAUAUGGCCUCUCCUUAAGUGUGGCCCAGUCAGUCAACAAAAGCUCUUGAGAAUGAGAAGCCUUGUGGAAAGUACGUUCAUUAGUUAGACAGAUUUAGAGUUGAGCUUUUUUAUUAAGUGGAAAGAAGCAAAAGAGGCCUGCAGUAAAAACCUGGUUAGCAAAGAGUACGCCACGUGUUAAUAAUACUUUCCCAUGAGCAGGGCAAGGGGAUGCUGUGUGACAUGAAUGGGUCACCAAGACAGACUCGCUAAGCUAAGAAAGACUAAAUGCUUUGUUCUAUUCUACAUUUAAGCUGUACAGCUUUCUUCCUGAAUGAUGGCACUGAGACUAGUAGUUUAAAAAAUUUAAUUAAGUGGAUGUUUAAGGGAAUGCAUGGCAGGUAAGAGUUCUUCAAGAUCUCAUAAUCAUCAUCCUUUAGAACAGGGGUGUCAACCAUACAGCCCAUGGGCCUGUGGAGCCUUAUGAUCUGGCCUGUGCGGCAUAGCCCCAGCUGCACAAGACCUGGCACUGUGGGCAUUGCAUGUGGCAAGCAUGGGGUGCAUACAGGGCUGGUCCUAAAUAAGCUCUGUGCACUGGCUUGGGCUGGUGUGGACUGGUUUGGGCUGUAGCCAUUGCAUAGGACCAGUCUGAUCAGACACCACACACAGCAUGCACUCUGUGCUGGCCUUUGCCAUGUGUUCAGCACACACCAGUCCCACUUCAGGAUUUGCACUGCGCACAGCACUUGAGCUGCAUACAGUACAGGGGUUCCAGGGCAUAAGCUGUAUGUGGCACCCUGCCAGACCAGCCCUGCAUGCUGGCUCUGGUGUGCAUGGAUGUGCUGGAGCCUAAUUCAGACCGGCCCCAGAGCCAGCAUGCAGGUCAGUCUACCAGGGCAGCACCUGAAGCCCAUGCCAUGGACCCCCAACACCACAGAUGCUGCACAUGGCACGGGGGCAGUCUGCAUCUGGCCCCUAGACUGGCCCAGUGACCGUCUUCCAGUCCAUGGGGGUGGAUGAGUUUGACACCCCUGCUUUUGAGCAUUCAGCAGCUGGGGGCCAGAAAGAUUAUUCUCUUUCACAAUGUAGUGUGCAACUAAGUAUAUUAGAAGAAGCAGAACUACUUGAGGCUUCUCACAUCACUGUUUUAAUACAGUGUGUGCGCCAGAGGUUCACUGGUGAUGCUCUUGCAUUCCUACACUGGGGGAAGCACAGGGAGACUGGAAACAACCCAAUAAUUACACUCUUGCUCUUACUCUCCUUACUGCUGUAAGAGCAACUGUAAUGAGACAGUUCACUAUAACUCAGCCUGCCUUGCUAAGGUGGCAGAGGUCUCUGUGGCAACAGGCAAGAGAAUUUCUGCAGUGAAUCUUCUGCUAUGGAAAAUUAGGGUACACAAAAUAUUUACCAUAACCUGUAAUUCUGCUGUUGAGCAGAGAGAGAAAGUCAAUACUGUCUGCAAGAAAGCAGCAGCCUGGCUACUAGACCCAAACCUAGGACUCCAGUGGAACUUAUGCCUGGAGUCAGUCCUAAUACUUUUUCUAAACCUCUGUAAAGAAAAGAACUAAAGAGCUAUUGAGAGUGAAGGAAAGGAGGAUGACUCUGUCUAUAUUCUUUGAUGUUCACGUGACAAAAUGUGUUUGAGACCAUAGGAUUUUGUCGUUGUUGCUGCCUCGGAGCCAGCACUAGCAUGAUGCCUCUAAGAUUGAACGUAAAUGACUAAUAUGGGGGAUUUUUUUAUGGUCGUGUGUAUAGAUUUUUUUACUACUGCCCCAUUUUACAUCCACUUCGUAGUGCAAGGGGAGGUGCAAUUGUUUUGGCAGAAAAGCCAUAAAUUAGCCCUGCAUUCUCCCUGUGUGCCACUCUGUUCCCCUUCCUCUGCCUGAUCUCCUGCUCUGCUUUUUUCCAGUGCUGCCUGUCUCCUCCCCGAUCUGUUGUGUGCUGCACCAAGGCUGCCCAUGGCAUUUGUCCUAUAGGUUAACUGCGCCUGUCCUAGUCUAUGCCUUUCUGAAACCGGAAGGAAGUGCCUCCAUAUACCAAGAAGGGCUAGACCCUGCCUGUGCUAUCUAUGUAUGUAGCCUAUGUAGGCUUAAAGGAAAAGGCCUUACUUUAACAGGAGCUGAAUUCUUGUUAGCAAGAACAUUCCUCAGUGUGAAUUUUGGACUUAAAACGCAGCCUGUCCUAAUAAAAAGGUGGCCUUGGAAUAGAUAGGGCCUCUGACACCAGCCCAACUGGCAACUUUGAAGACUUUUUCAGAUGAAUGUGCUAGCAAGUAUGGAACAAAAGAUUCCUUCUAAAGGGGGUAACUACCCUGGUUUAAGCACACUGAGCUGCUAAGCAGUGUGAGAGCACACCUUCACCAGAAGCUGCAGUACUUGAGUCUUGUCAGACCCUGACAAGCCCCAGCUAGAGAAGGUGUGAUAUUGUGUUAAAGUGAUUAUUUUAUUCUUAUGCCACUGUGCAUAUAUAGCACAUCUUGGUAGUGUACUCUGUUCCCACAGCUAGAGUAAGUGAUCCCACAGCCUUGGCUGGGUUGUUGUUUGUAUUGAGCAGAAAAAAGGAGCAGUAAGUUGUUUGCACAGUAGCUGUAGUCCUGUUACCAGAUCUGUGUUGUGAAGAAUGUUGGCUUAGUCUUUCAGUUGAAAACCUUGACCAGAUUCCCGUCUAAAUAAUCACUGGUUCACGUGUCGUGUAAAUCUAGUCACAACUGUUUUUAAAUCAAAGAAACUAUACUGAAGAAUCCUCUGCUACCAGGAGGCAAAAGCUUGGACUAGAGGGAAGCAGUCAGUUUACUAUUUCUAGUGGCUGGAAGCUCCAAGGGCACUGGCUUUUGCUCCUGAUUUGGGCCAGUUACUUUAGCAAGUUGCUUCUUAUGAUUGAAGUAUUCAGAGCAGCCUGGUGUCCAGGGAAUAGAUGCAAACAAGGCAGGGUCUAUACCCUGUCUGUUUGUUGUGCAAGUCUGCUUGGCUGAAAUAGCACCAUGUGCUCUACUAGUUUUGCACUAUUGUCCUGUUUGAUAUAUAGAACUUGAACAGGGGAAGCCUGUUGCCCAACCCAAGAAAGCUGCUGCUGCUCUUGCUUCAGCACAGCUGGAACCAAGUGAGAUGCUGACAACCCCUGUACAGGCAAGAUGAACUUCUGCGGGAGUUUAAAAAGCUUGCCAGGCUCCUCAGCAGAUGUUUACUCAUAUCAAUGACCACUCUCCCUCUGGGGGGGUGCCCCUGGCCUUGUCUGCUCAGGAGCAAUCCAGCUUAGGCCAGGAUGGCAACUGAAUCCCCUGUAACCUCUGCAGAGCAGAGUCCCCCCCACCCCCUCCCCAGGCCCUUCCCCCAGCCUCCAGGCCAGGGCUGAUAUGGUGCUAGUGGGACCUGUGUGGUCCCUUCCUUAUGCAUCAGUAUUCUCUUCUAGCAUCUGUCCAGUACUCCAGAAUCAUUUACCUCUUAUCACUGGAGCAGCGCAGAACUAACCAAGAUUACUUUCUUCAUGGACUUAACAAGUGUGUCUUUUGUAACAAGUAGCAAUUCCAUGUACCUGUGCAGGCAACACAGAACCAGUAUUUAGAUUUAGUUCUUACUGCACCUCUGUAGCCCUCAUGUUUAUUUCUUCUUCCCACUUUUUUUUCAUACUAGAAAAUAAAAUUCACCUCUGCACACGCAAC